Molecule: messenger RNA, 837 nt
Organism: Guillardia theta CCMP2712
Lineage: Eukaryota; Cryptophyceae; Pyrenomonadales; Geminigeraceae
Exons: 6
Coding region: 1-837 (278 amino acids)
Source: RefSeq, a predicted model, not a curated record
AUGCAGCUGCAGGAGAUUGUGGCUGCUUUGAAGGGUCAAUGCCAGACGCCAAGUGGGGAAGGACAGGAGAAUCGUCAUCCAUGUUCAACAGGACCGGCGGAACCGAAGAAAGUCAAGAGGCUUUUUGAUUCGCGCAACGCGAGGAAAUUCAAUGGUGAGAUGGAAGUGGAGUUCUCGGUGGUCACCUGGUUGGCGACGUUGGAGUUCCAGCUGAUGUCUCAGGCGAUUCCACAGGAGCAGUGGGUCAGCUCUGCCCAAGGCCUCAUGGGUGAGAAUGUGACCAACUGGAUUACCUCUUCCUGCUGGAAUGCGAACAUGAAUAGACAGGAGAAGAUGAAGUGGGAGGCACUGAAUACAGGACGGAUGUCAUGGGAUGACUUUACCAAACUCAUGAGAAAGAAGUGGUUGUCUCCAGAUUUUCCGAUCCGGCUGAUGACUGUAUUGCGGGAUAUGAAGCAAGGCCCGAAAGAGUCAAUCUCCAACUUCAUUCAGAGAUAUUCGGCGAUGACAAAUCGGCUUGUUGCUUGUGCUCCGGAUAAGGUUUCAUUCGGCAACUUCGUCAUCAAACAGAUAUUCAACUUCGGGAAGCGGCAAGGGAAUACGCACAGGAGGCGGGCUAGGAGUACAUGGCAGUUUCUGCGGCUCCGUGCGAAGUCGACACGGCUGCGACAGUGGCACUUCGAGCUGUUCGAUCCGGAUACAGGGGCGGACGAGAACUUCAUCGAUGAGCAGCUCGAGUCAGACGAACCCAUCGCGGUGGAGAUGGCGACUGGUGUUGGUGAGAUACCAAAAGGAUCGUUCAACUCCAACCACACAAGGAAUACAGCAAGUAUCUGA